GGUUUGCCCUGCACCAUGACUUGCGGACACAUCGUGGUGGUGUUGGUGGCUCUUAUGAGCGCUUGUGUGGUUAUUACUGCGGCAGAUGAAGUCUCUGGCUGCUCUGGUGUGAUUACCAUCCCAUCCACCCUCAAGGGCGCCCCUAAGGGCGCCUUUGACCUGUCGACGGUCUCGAUCGUGGCGCGCGACCCGUCGGGCGUUGCGGCUGUGUCGGUUCCGGUGGCGCCGACGGGCUACUUCUUUGUGCCUGCUGCUGACCUCGCCCAAGCACCGCUCCACAUGCUGCACGCGGACGGCCCGUCCGGCUGGCACUUUUCGCCGGCCAACGGCGUCCGGGUUGCGAUCUCGGCCGACGGCGUGUGCAACGGCGGUGACGACGUCGUUUUCUCGUUUGACGGCUUUGGCGUGUCCGGCACGGUCGGCGUCGAUGAGGCGUGCCCGGCACCAGGCUCGCUCGCGGGCACUAAGGUCUCGCUCAUCAACACGGCCACCGGCGCGCGUCUCGGCUCGGUCCGCGCUAGCGUGGACGGCUCGUUUGCCUUUGCUGGUGUUCCGACGGCGAGCUACUCGCUUGUUGCCGCUCACGACACCAUGGCAUUCUCGCCCAACGAUGGCGUCGUUCCGGCCGGCAAGCUCGAGGUUGGCUACGAGUCGAUGGCGCUCACUGGCGACGCGCUCCUAGCCACCGGCUUCACCGUCUCUGGCGCUGUCGCCGGCUCUGGCGGCUCCGGCACGGCUGGUGUUGCUGUUGUUGUCUUUGGCGCGGCCUCUGCCGCCGCCUCGACACAGUGCCAGCCACUGACCACGCUCGACAAGCCGCUGACCGAGGAGGAGCUGGCGGCUCUGGCGCCGGCAGGCGGCGCGUUGUCUGUCGUGUGCGUCGGCGCCACCGACGACGACGGCAAGUUUGCCUUCCGUGGCAUCCCCUGCGGCGACUACGUCCUCGUUCCGCACCACUCGACGGCGCAGGCCUCGUUUGACCUUGCCCCGACCUCGCUCCCGGUCGCUGUCACCGGAACGCCGGCCGUCAACCUCGGCGCGGCAUUCAAGAUCACCGGCUUUACCGUCACCGGACGCGUGGUCAACGCCAAGGGCAAGGGCGUCGCCGGUGCUACCGUGACGCUCGACGGCGAGCACGCGACUGUGACGGGGCCUGAUGGCUUCUACGCCAUGACCAAGGUCGCGGACGGCUCGUACGAGCUGGCCGCCGCCAAGGAUGGCGUGUUCUUCACCUCGCUCCAGGCACUCGCGGUCUCGUCGGCAACGCCCAAGCUGGCCAAUCUGGUGGUGACCGGCUACGCUGUGUGCGGCUCGGUCGAGCUCUCGGCCGACUUUGCCGCCGCCGGCCGUGGCGUCAAGCUUGCUUCGGCCGACGGCGCCGAGGUGGAGCGGACCGUGGUCAAGGCCGACGGCUCGUUCUGCUUUGAGGCUGCGCCGGGCGCCUACGUCGUUUCUGUCGAGGUCUCGGCAGCCGACGCCGCCGCUGGCCUCGUCAUCCUUCCGAGCACCGCCACGGUGACCGUCGACGACGCCGUCCCGGCGCGUGUUGUGUUUUCGCAGAGCACCAUCGAUGUCCGCGGCACCGUCGCGUGCCUCUCGACCCCGUGCGCCGCCGGCGUGACUGUCUCUGCCUCGCCCGGCGGCGCCGUCGCCACCGUUGCGCCCUCGGGCGAGUACACGCUCGCCCGCGUCCUGCCCGGUGAGUACACGCUCACCGUCGCCGCACCCGGCGACGCCUGGUGCUUUGUCGACGAGUCGGCGCCUGUGGUCGUCGCUCGUGACGCCGCGAGCCCGCUCGCCGGGCCGACCUUUGUCCAGCGCGGCUUCAAGCUCGUCACCGUCGCCUCGCACGACAUGGUCCUCGAUGUUACCCACGUGGCGUCGGGCGAGGUUGCUUCCGGCUUUGAGGUCACCGCCGGCGAGGCCGAGACCUGCCUCGCCGAGCCCGGCAUCUACCGCCUCGCCUCUUCGCCGGCAUCGUGCUUUUCGCUCGGCAGCCAAGUGAGCUUUGACACGGCCGCCGACGCCGGGUCGCCUCUUGCGCUCACCGCCACGGCCGUGGCGGUGACCGGGCAGAUCACCGUCGCCGACACCCUUGGGGCGGAGCUCACGUCGGUUGCCGUUGCCGUCUCCGGCAGCGCCGCGGCCGACACGGUGGUCACGGCAACCCGCGUUCCGGGCAGCGACGCGUUUGGCUACCGGGUGCUCGCCAAGUUUGGCGCGGGCGCCGAGCUUGUUCUCGCGCCGCAGCCGACUGGGGUGCUCCUGUUCAAGCCUGCGUCGCGGACGGUGGUCGUCGGCGCGGGUGCGACCAAGUGCCCGCCGGCAGUCGACGGCUUUGCCGCUGUCCGCGGUAUCUACCUCUCGGGUGCGUCGACGCCGGCGAUGGCCGGCAUCUCGGUCGCGGCCCUCACCUCUGGAGCCGCGAUCGCCACGACCGAGACCGGCGCCGACGGCAAGUUCACGCUCGGCCCGCUCUUUGCCGACGAGGCGUACACGCUGACGGCAGCCAAGGCCGGCUUCCACUUUAAGAUCAGCCAGGCUGGCGCCGACGGCGAGUACACGCUCAAGUCGGUCCAGCUCGGCUCGCUCGCGGUCUCGACCGACUCGGUGGGAGGCGUCCUGCUCUCGCUCUCGGGCGACGAGUUCCGGUCGAACGUCGGCUCGGACGCCGACGGCACCAAGGUCUUUGACGAGCUCAUGCCCGGCGAGUACUACCUCACUGUGGCCAUGAAGGAGUACGAGUUUGAGCCGCGGGCGGUGCAGGUGACGGUGGUCGAGGGUCAGCAGGCGGAGGCCGCCUUUGGUGCCACCCGCGUCGCGUGGUCCAUCUACGGCUCGGUGGCGGCGCUCUCGGGCGGCGCGGUCCGCGGCGCGCGAAUCGAGGCCAAGUCUGCCGACGGCGACGUCGUCGAGACGGCUGUCACGUCGGCCACGGGUGCGUUCCGGCUCCGCGGCCUCGCGCCGGGCGCCGAGUACACCGUCGCCGUGGUCAGCGAUGACGGCCUCGCGACGCUUCCCGAGUCGAUGACGGUUGCGCUGGGCAAGGCCGACGUGACCGGCGUCGAGUUUGUCACCGCACCCACAGUGCAGGCCGGUGCCAUCUCGGGCAGCGUCGGUGGAGCCGGGAACGUCGCCGGCCUCGCCGUCCUCGUCUCCGACGCCAAGUCCGGUGCCGAGGCCGCACGCGUCGCCCUCGACGACACCCGCUACUUUUACCUCGGCGACCUCCCGCUCAAGCGGUACGACGUUUCCCUGGUCUCGGGCGCCGGGACUGAGCUCGGCGAGGUCAAGGUCGACCUCGGGCGCGGGACCGGCGGCGCGCUCGUCCCCCACCCGCUCGUUCGCCAGAUCGAGAUCGGCUUUGACUGGGCCGCCACCGAGGCCGCCAUCGCAGAGGUCUACGAUGGCGAGAUCGACGCCGCGCCGUUCUUCUUCCUCAGCAUGGGCAUUGUUGUGGGCAGCGCCGCAGUCUGGGGCCAGCAGCUGCGCAAGUGGUACAGCGACGUGGUCUUUGUGCCGCAGCCCGAGUAGUACACACACUCUCUCUUCACACACA
Messenger RNA from Thecamonas trahens ATCC 50062, 3559 nucleotides. RefSeq lists its product as uncharacterized. The coding region runs from base 16 to 3534 and encodes 1172 amino acids. Lineage: Eukaryota; Apusomonadida; Apusomonadidae. The record is from RefSeq and is a predicted model, not a curated record. Gene Ontology annotation, cellular component: endoplasmic reticulum membrane. Gene Ontology annotation, molecular function: carbohydrate binding. The transcript has 2 exons.